Gasterosteus aculeatus aculeatus (three-spined stickleback) is the source of this 5032-nucleotide messenger RNA. Its product is annotated as transcriptional enhancer factor TEF-1. Gene Ontology annotation, biological process: hippo signaling; embryonic organ development; regulation of transcription by RNA polymerase II. The record is from RefSeq and is a predicted model, not a curated record. Gene Ontology annotation, molecular function: DNA-binding transcription factor activity, RNA polymerase II-specific; RNA polymerase II cis-regulatory region sequence-specific DNA binding. Lineage: Eukaryota; Metazoa; Chordata; Actinopteri; Perciformes; Gasterosteidae. Gene Ontology annotation, cellular component: transcription regulator complex.
ACCCCGCCCCGUUCAACUCAGUCCGCCGCGUUCAUUUCAUUCCUGCUCCCAUUCCGCGCAUAUUUCGCAUCCUUCGGGAGAGACGCUGCGCGCUUUACGCAAACCGGCGCCUCCCGACACCCCCCCCCCCCCUCUACCGAGCCCCCCGGGUCGUCAAAGCGGCGAGGGGAGACCCUGGAGUUGGCGUGAAGUGCUUCCAACGUAGCGACUUGGAUCCGUGGAAAAGUGUGGGACUUAAUCCAUAAAGAGGCAUAUGAUUCGAGGUUACCUGCUGUCAAGUGUCGGGUUUUGGACCAUCUUGCAGAGUUGUCCACAGUUUAUCAGUGUCUGUUAUUAUUGGUAGUUAGCAUUUUGCAUUACCGUUGGCAAAAGCAGCGGCAGCUAGCAUUACCAUUUGUUUUGCCGUUUUCGUCAGCUGGCCGUCCCCGCAGGAAGUUAAUUAUUUCCAUUAGCGUUAACGCCAGCUCGAGGGUCCCUCUAAGUGUUUCUUAAUCCCGUCACCUACUCAUCCUCGAGCCAUUAGCAUUAGGUACCGUUAGCUGCCACCAUGGAUCGCGGGAGCUGGAGCGGCAGCGAGAGUCCAGGGGACGACAUGGAGAGACUGAGUGACUCAGGCGGGGAUAAGACCAUGGAUGGGGACCCCGAGGGGGUCUGGAGCCCCGACAUCGAGCAGAGCUUCCAGGAGGCCCUGGCCAUCUACCCGCCCUGUGGAAGGAGAAAGAUUAUUCUGUCAGAUGAAGGGAAGAUGUAUGGUCGGAAUGAGCUGAUAGCCAGAUACAUCAAGCUCCGAACAGGCAAGACGCGGACGAGGAAACAGGUAUCCAGUCACAUCCAGGUGUUAGCCAGAAGGAAAUCCAGAGAGUUUCAAUCCAAAUUAAAGGACCAGAACGCCAAGGAGAAGGCCCUGCAGAGCAUCUCGUCCAUGUCCUCGGCCCAGAUUGUCUCGGCCACCGCCAUACACAGCAAGCUCCUGCCUGGAAUAGUGCGGAGCAGCUUCCCCAGUAACGCACAGUUGUGGCAGGGAAUGAUUCCUGGAGGACAGUCCAGCUCCACCACAGAAGACAUCAAGCCGUUCUCUCAGCAAGCCUACACCGUGCAGACAGCCGGGACCACCACAAUCUCAGCCUAUGAGCCUCCAACUGCAGCCCAAACGCACAGAGAGCCAGCGUGGCAAGGUCGCUCCAUCGGCACCACCAAACUACGACUGGUGGAGUUUUCAUCUUUCCUGGAGACACAGAGGGACCAGGAGGCAUACAACAAGCACCUGUUCGUGAACAUCAGCCAGAGCAGCAUGAGCUACAGCGACCCCAUGCUGGAGUGUGUGGACAUCAGGCAGAUCUACGACAAGUUCCCCGAGAAGAAGGGUGGCCUCAAGGAGCUGUUCGGCAAGGGCCCACAGAACGCUUUCUACCUGAUCAAGUUCUGGGCCGACCUCAGUUACAACGUGCAGGAUGACCCGGCGGCCUUCUACGGUGUCAGCAGCCAAUACGAGAGCUCGGAGAACAUGACUAUCACCUGCUCCACCAAGGUCUGCUCCUUCGGCAAGCAGGUGGUCGAGAAGGUAGAGACGGAGUACGCAAGGUUUGAAAACGGACGCUUCGUCUACAGAAUCAAUCGCUCCCCAAUGUGUGAAUACAUGAUCAACUUCAUCCACAAGCUCAAACACCUGCCGGAGAAGUACAUGAUGAACAGUGUGCUGGAGAACUUCACUAUACUGCUGGUGGUCAGCAACAGAGACACUCACGAGACGUUGCUUUGUAUGGCGUGUGUGUUUGAGGUGUCCAACAAUGAGCACGGAGCUCAGCACCACAUCUAUCGACUCGUCAAGGAAUAACACACACCCACGUGUACACACACACAUGGCCUUUUUGACAUUGCAGGUAAAAUGUCCAAAAACAGAAUACUACUUAAGUGUCUUUGAGCCGAAAAAUGGCUGCAUUUUCACUGCUGCUCACAAAACACCACCACAACAUUUGGGGAUUUUUUCUAUUUAACAUCAGACAUGAUGAAGAAUCUCAACUGGAGAAUAUCCAUACGCAUAAAUCAUGACGCCAGUCUAAAUGGCAGAUGCUCCUUAACUGUUAAAAUCACAGGAAACACAUCGGGAUCAAACCAGGUUUUUUUUUUUUUUUUUACCACAAACCCUCCCACCCUGGAGACAUCCUGUCCUGUCCCCCGCUAUUUACUUUCUUUCCCACUUUUGUCCCAGUUAAUUUGUACUUCGCUGUACUGUAUUUGGUAAUGUCAACCAAGGGACAAAAAAACUCUCAAUUGUUGCCUGUGACAAGGUGUGUGUGCGUUAUCUGCCGAGACACUGACGAACACUGAAAGUCAGACCCUGUGUAUCAUCAAGGACCAGAGAUGGUCACACUGCUGCAUAUAGAACAACAAGAAUUUUGUACAGAUAGUCACUCAAAAUUGUGUUAGCUCCAUUCAUGCAGAAAAUACUAAAAUAGGUUUGUCCCCAAAGUAAAGGAAUCAAAUUUUUUAAAUGUUUAUGUUUUCUUUUAAAAAAAAAAUUUGGAAAAUUUUAAGAUUAUUGAUAAAAGCAUAUAGGACUAUAUUUUAAUUCCAGUAAUAUUAUCUGACAUGUAUUGUUGGUUAAAAAGUAUAAGUAAAAUCAAACAAUUCAGGUACCAUUUUGUGCAUAAAUAAAGCAAGCGUGUAAAGCAAUGAGCUUUAAAAGCUGAGGCUUUUAUUGUGAACAGCAGCAGUAGGGAAUGCUGGGUUAGCAUUAGCAUUAACAAAAUACAGCCACGAUAGGACCUUAAAACAUUUGGGCAAUGAGAUAAAGUUCCACCAUUAACAACAAAAACUAUCAUAUCAAGUGGGAAAGGAAGAAGUAUGAUGCUUUGAAUGGCUAUUGUCGAAAAAUGCACAUUAUUAAAUGUACCCAAACAACAGCUUGAUAUCAGGAACUCUGAAGGAUUAUAACUAAAUAUUACAUUUAUUGUGGUCAGUCCAUUGGGAAGCACUGUGAAUCUUUAAAACAACAAUAUUUGUGUCAAACUGUUAAAACAAACCUAUGAUUCUUCUGAUCAGCUUUCAAUAUUCUUGUAGUCUAAAAUAGUAUUACGUCCAUAUUUAUAUCAAGGUUUGUCCAUGGCAACUGUGGUGGAAGACGGUUCCCUUUAAUUCAGGACUCAUUUCUGUGGGAUGUUGUCAGGAUGCUGGUGCUGAUGGGGGUGCUCAUCCCGCUCAGCAGCACGAGGAGCCUUCGCUUGGGAACUGCAGCAGACAUUCCUCAUCAGUUUCGCCGGCGUGCUGAUGACCUGGUGUUUGUGAAUGCUUUAUAGAAAGGUGAAUUAGAAUUAGGUGUCAAGAUGCUGAUUCUUCUUCAUUUCAUGGCUGCAUUUACUUGUGUUUUCGUUUUUGUUUCUACAUGUAUGCGUGACAGAUUACUGUCUGUCAUUCACAAAAUACAACCUAAACUUCACAUAGCUGCAGAAAAAAACAGCAUUCAUUAACGAAGAAAAGUGAUACUGGUUGACGUGGUGUGUGAUAUUCUGAAACAUUAUCUUUAUGAAUAUUAAUGCAAUGUGUUGUCCAAAAUACCCUAUUAUUUAGUUUCUUGUUUAGGGCGGCCUUUACCAUCUUGACAAACCUUAAAUGAGCCAUUGUCAGUCAGAACUGGCAGGUUGUUAAGUAUUAUCUCGUAUCGAUGACUCACGUCUGGCUGCUGUGCUGAAAAAUGCUCAGCGACAACAUCACUGUACUUUGACUGUUUGUUUGAAGAGUCCCGUGGGUGUCUCUCAGGGAUACAAACACCUGUCCAACGAAAACACCUGUGUCAGGAAAAAAACCCUUUACAAAAUUCCCUCGCCUUCAACUUCCCCAGAUUGGUCUCACACUGCAAUGAUCAGUUGUUUGCGGGCAGAGUACUCGACCUCCACGGCACCGAGCGAACAAGUGACGCGGACGUGAUAACCCACCACAAAGCCUUGAAGGGCCGAUGUUGCCAUGAUGACCCUCUGUCGGGACAUUAUCUAUCACCUGCUUACCAAAGACAGUCAUCACAAGACACAAAAGGAGAAAUAGAUUUAUGACGAGGUAGAGUAAAUCACAAGCUUCUGCCAAAAAAAAAGGACUAUCAACAUGCAAACAUCCGUAGCUCAUGGGCUGCUCAGUAAAACUGUCCAGACGAAGAAAAACCUACAAAGCGAUGGAAACCUGGUUCUGGUUUUAAAGUCAUUUUUUCAAUUUCACCUUAUGAAAUAUAGACAGCUUGUUGUCAUGGUUGACAGGCUGAAAAAGCAGUACAAGAACGCCCCAGAAACCCCAAAUGUGUGUUGAACCUAACAAAAGCUCCACUUUAAGGCUUUACUGUUAAAUGUCCGCUCUUUAGAUCAACUAGAGGAGUGCUCACACUGAUUAGGUCACUGAAACACAGCGUGUACCGUCUGGUGCCUGAAGGUGAUUCAAGAGGCUUCAAAGUUCUGAUCUGAGUUUCUGAGUCAUCGUGGUCCGUGUUGUGGAUGUUGUCUCGUACGUGCAAGGUGGAUAUUUGUCUUCUUUUAGAAUCACACGUGGCACAGAGGUUCUGUUUGGAAUCCAUUCCGAAAUGGCCUUGAAUCUUUUCGCUCCAGUGCGUUUGCAGCACAUCUGUAUCUGCACUGAGGGUUUUUGAUAAGGUGCUUUAUAUAAAGGUGACAAUACCGUUUAUUACAGAUGUUGUGUAUAUCUUUGAUAUUCUAAUGUUUAUCCUAUUUUGCGAAGAAGAGAGAACAUUUAGCAAAAUCUAAAAGCUAGUAAUGGUUGUCCAUUGGUACUGCACAGGGUCUGAACUUUGCUUUGUAACAUUUUCCCCCUAAUGGCUGAAAGUAUGUUAGAUAUUUUCUAGCUUUGUAGAGACUUUGUACGUAUAUGCUAUUCAGUUUAAAUAAAAGGUCAGUUCCAAACUGUAACGUGGGUAUUUUGUCUUAACUCGUUAGUUCACAAUGACUACAAUUUCCAUACUCAGAACUCAGGUUUCUUGUCUUGGAAUAAACUACCUUUUUAUUUGAAUUGUCUGCAACAAAGAUUGUUACCUUUG